This is a messenger RNA of Wasmannia auropunctata (little fire ant), 1511 nucleotides long. RefSeq lists its product as uncharacterized. The record is from RefSeq and is a predicted model, not a curated record. The transcript is spliced from 2 exons. Lineage: Eukaryota; Metazoa; Arthropoda; Insecta; Hymenoptera; Formicidae. The coding region runs from base 415 to 1497 and encodes 360 amino acids.
UUAUUAGAAAAUAAAUACAUAUGUAUAAUAUAUUCAUAUAUAAUUUUAGUAUCUUCUGAUAAAUCUUAAAAAGAUUGUAUCAAUAUUCGUGAGAUGAGAAUAAUUUAUUUCUUUGAACUAAACGCGAUAUCCAAAUAAAAUGCACGAAGCAUAUCCACCAAGAUAUAUGAUAAAACUAUCUGAAAUUCGAUCUACAUUCACUACAUUUCGUCGAAUCCAACGACAAUUGAGAGACAAACCGCACAUAUCCCCUCAGGACAUUUUUACGGAAUCAGGUCAUCAGAAGCAGAGGUGUAUGCGUGAGAGUGGUGGGGACGUUAAACGCAUGUCGUGUAUAUAGAGAUCACAUCAAUACAUCUUGGCAGUUCACUUCUUAAUUUCAUUAGAUUCGUAUCCCUUUGUCAAUCUUCGACAAUGGUGCUUUUUCAGUUUUUUACCGCUAUUCUGUUGUUAAGUGUAACAUCAGUGAAAACAUAUUCUGUUCCAUAUCAGAACAUUCAGCUAGCGUUUUCUAUCACGCCAAAGUUGAUAUAUACAUCCGAAUCUAAUCCUGCUCUCAGUGGAUAUUCCUAUGCAACUCAAGAUUUUAAUGGUGGUGAAAGUAAUGUUGUUUUUACAACUGGUGCUGAUUCUGCGAGUAGAUUGAAGAACGAAAUGAACUCACUGAAAAUGUCAGAAGGAUAUUCACAAAGAGAUAAAAACCAAGAGAAUAUAAUAUCUUCAGAACAGCAAUAUGUAAAAAUUGAAAAAAGUAAGAAUAAACAAGAUCUCGACUUGAAUAUUGAAGUUCUCAAGGAGGAAAAAAAAUCUUCAAAAAAUCCUAAAGCAAAUAUUAUUGAACAUCCAAUGAAUCUUCAGCAAGUCUCCCUUACAGAUGUACCUUACCCUGUAUUUAAAGAAAAUUUAAACUUACAUCUUCCAGUGUUUCCAAAUUAUCAAAUAUCAUCAAAUGAAAUACAAAGCCAAUAUCAUUCUUAUAAUCCCUAUGCUCACUUAGAACUGCCUUUGCAUAAUUUUGACUUCUACAAUCCUACUGUGCCACUAUUUUACCAAGCAGCGGCAGUCAUUUCUAACAGCAAUUCCAAGUCAGCAUCGACAGCUAUUGAAAAUACAAAAGCAUCUGUGGAAUCACAUGUUACUGAAAGCUCACAAACAAACGCUACCAGCUCUGAAUCUAGCUCGGUAAAAUCUAAUAUAAUAGAUUUGAGAUUCAAUCUAGAAUCAACAACGAAUGCAAUGGAAGAAACAUCAUUCAGUCAGUCUGUGGAUUCCAUGAAUAAACAUGAAUCCAUGAUUACAUCUGAAAAAAUUAAAGAAGAAAUUACAACCAGUGAGUUUCCAGUAACAUCUCAGAAUUCUGUUGAACAGACUACAGAUAAUAAGGCAAAUAGUACCGAGCCUGCAAGUACAGAAACAAAUCCUUUGACAGAGAAAUCAAGUGCUGUAAUAUCUAAGGAAUGUAUGAAAUGUAUGAAAAAUUCCACAACUAAAAUAUAAAUCCAUAUAUACUA